AUGGAACUUCAACAUCUUAGCCAUAAUCAUCCUCUGGUUUUCAAUGAAGAGCGAAACCGUGGAAGUGAUCAGAAGGUUUAUUGCUCUGAGUGUGAGGAGGAGAUUUCGGGUCCAAGGUUUAGCUGUGGGACAUGCGGGUUUCAUCUUGGCAAGAACUGCGCCAUGGCACCUUCAGAGAUAAAUCACCCCUUUCAUUGCAACCACAGCCUUAAUCUUUUAGCAAGAGCGCCAUAUGGUGCAGACCUUCACAUCAAAUGUGCUUUGUUUUUGUAUAACAUUGCCGAAAAAAAAAUGGAGAUCAGCUUCAAUGGAUAG
Messenger RNA from Durio zibethinus, 315 nucleotides. The record is from RefSeq and is a predicted model, not a curated record. NCBI's taxonomy places the organism in Eukaryota, Viridiplantae, Streptophyta, Magnoliopsida, Malvales, Malvaceae.